AUGACUUCGAGACCAGGAGACUGUGUUCUAUGUGGAGGGUACCCUGACACAUUCACGCCCCCUCUCCAGCUCCAGUUGCCCAACUUCAAGGGCUGUAUUGAGCUGGAGACCCUGAAUGAGGAGGUGCUCAGUCUCUAUAACUUUGAGAACAUCUUCCAACUCAACACCACCGAGGAGAAACCAUGUGGAAGAACGAAGCCGGUGUUGACCCAGCAGUGGGUGAACGACGCGGCCUACUUUGACGGGACGGGCUACGCCGAGGUCACCUUGAAGGAGGAUACGGGGAAGAUGCAGCGCUUUGAACAGGAAGUUAAACUGAUGAGUCACAACGGCAUCUUGCUCAUGCUCCUCAGCCAGGAGAAGUUCCUGAGCUUGGCGGUGCGUCAGGGACGUCUCAGGGUCUUCUAUGACGUCACUGGUUCACUACAGGAGCUGGAGCCUAAAGAUCCAGACUCCCCUUACCUCAAGAUCAACGACGCUGAACCCAAAUCUUUGGAGAUCAUCCUCCUCUACGAUACGACCACGCGUGUUGUGGUGAGGAACAACCGCCAAACCCUGCUCAACUACGUCUUCACUACGCCUCUGCCGCGCUUCGAAGCCAGCUACUACCUGGCUGGUGUACCAGAGGACAAGAUGCCUCAAAGCCUGAAGGCCCUUUUCCCUCGCCAGGGCUCUCUGAAGGGCUGUUUUAGGAACAUCAAGGCCAUGAAUUCACACAUCGACCUGAAGAGGAUGCCCAGCUCUGGGGUCAGCUACGGCUGUGCCAAUGACCUACUGGUGGCCCGUGAGGCCCACUUCUCAGGCCAGAGUUACCUGGACUUGUCUCCAGACAGCAUCCCUGGUCUCAGGAACAACUUCUACGCCGGGUUUGGCUUCCGCUCUGACCAGAAGAACGGACUCAUGUUCUACCACCAAGCUCAGGACGGAGUGUGUCAGGUGUUCCUAGAUAAGGGCCAUGUGGUAGUGAGGGCGGGCAACAGCGAGGUGAAGACUCAAAAGACCUACAACGAUGACAACGAUCAUUACGUAACUCUGUACAGCAACAACAACAGGUUGCGUGUCUAUGUGGAUGACGUCCUGGAGAAAAAUGGGGAUACGGGUCGUGGAGGGGGCAGCAGCGAGGCAGCACUGUCAGCUGGCGGUGUCUACCUGGGAGGGACACCUGACAACACCCUCAACAACCUCACCGGCUGUCUUAGCAACCUGUUCAUCAAGAGAGACAAGCCUUCUCAGAUGGUGAUGAAUCUGAUGAAUGCUAAGGAGAACGUCGACGCUCCUCUAGACUGUCCUGCUGCCAAUAAACCACAACAGAUCCUGGCCACACCACCACGACAAAAGCAUGUUAAGGAUAAACACAGGAAGCCGGCGGGUGGCGGGGGUCAGGGGGACCUAGCCAAUCAGGAGGAGGUUGGAGCUCUGCACUUCAGUGGCUCCUCCCAUAGCCACCAGCGCUACGACAGGCUACCAGAGGUCUUCAGCAGGACGCCUCACAUCUCCAUGGGUCUACGUGUGAACUCUUCAGAAGGCCUGGUGUUCUGUGUGUCUGGAUCAGGAGAACGACGUAGCAGAUCUGUGAUGACCCUGUCGGUCUCCGACGGACACCUGCUGCUCCUCAUCAACGGAGGGAAGAGGAAGACUAGCAUCCGCUCGCGCAGGAAGUACAACGAUGGACAGUGGCACACGGUGUUUGUGAAGAGGGAGGGAGAGAAGGCCAGUUUGAUUGUUGAUGGGAUCAAUACCCAGUCUAAGAGGGUCUCGGGAGGGGAGAAAACACCCUUCAGUUCCCCUCUCUACAUCGGAGGAGUUCCCUCAGCAGUCGCCAGCUCACUUCUCACGGUGCCAGGUCCUGGAGGGUUUGUGGGCUGUGUGAGGGACCUGGAGCUGAAUGAGGAGAGCAUAGACAAUCCCUCCACAAGCCUGGGGGUUGUUCCUUGCUUCCAGACCACUCUGCAGCCUGGGGCAUACUUCUCCUCCCAUGGAGGACACAUGGCUAUAGAUGAAGGCCUGGUGUUAGGGCGGGACCUAGAGGUCCAGCUGGAGGUACGGCUGGUGUCUGACUCUGGUCUCCUGCUGCAUGCUGGGUCUGGACAACAGCUCAGUCUCUACCUCAACCAGGGAGAGGUGACAGUCACAGUGAACAGUGGUCGCGGAAACGUCUUCUCCACCUCUUUCACACCAGAGGAAUCCCUGUGUGACGGACGCUGGCACAGUAUCACAGUCAUGAAGAAGAGCAGCGUGCUGCAGCUCCAUGUGGAUGCAGCCAGUGAACACAGUGUGGGGCCCAAGAAGGGCCGAUCCUCAGGGGCCAAGGAGACUGUGUACCUGGGGGGAGUACCAGAUGGCGUUGAUGUGCCGGGCCUCCCCGCUGCCCUGCCCUCCUUCCAUGGUUGUGUUCGGAGAGCCGUCCUGAACCAGCGACCAGCCGUGCUGUCUAAACCCCUGUUAGUACACGGAGCUGUGGGCACACAGGGCUGUCCAGCCAUGUAGACCUCUUUUAGCCCUGUUCCCCCCGGUUUAGCCCUGUUACCUCUGGUUUAGCCCCGUUACCGCUGGUUUAGCCCUGUUUCCCCUGGUUUAUCCCUGUUACACCCGGUUUAGCCCUGUUACACACGGUUUAACCCUGUUACACCUGGUUUAGCCCUGUUACACCUGGUUUAGCCCUGUUACACCCGGUUACCCCUGGUUUAGCCCUGUUACCCCUGGUUUAGCCCUGUUACACCCGGUUUUGCCCUGUUCCCCCUGGUUUAGCCCUGUUCCUCCUGGUUUAGCCCUGUUACCCCUGGUUUAGCCCUGUUACACCCGGUUUAGCCCUGUUACCACUUGUUUAACCCUGUUCCCCCUGGUUUAGCCCUGUUACCCCUUGUUUAGCCCUGUUACCCCUGUUCCCCCUGGUUUAGCCCUGUUCCCCCUGGUUUAGCCCUGUUCCCCCUGGUUUAGCCCUGUUACCCCUGGUUUAGCCCUGUUCCCCCUGGUUUAGCCCUGUUACCCCUGGUUUAGCCCUGUUACCCCUGGUUUAGCCCUGUUACCCCUGGUUUAACCCUGUUCCCCCUGGUUUAGCCCUGUUACCCCUGGUUUAGCCCUGUUCCCCCUGGUUUAGCCCUUUUACACCCGGUUUUGCCCUGUUACCCCUUGUUUAGCCCUGUUCCUCCUGGUUUAGCCCUGUUACCCCUGGUUUAGCCCUGUUACACCCGGUUUAGCCCUGUUACCCCUUGUUUAACCCUGUUCCCCCUGGUUUAGCCCUGUUCCCCCUGGUUUAGCCCUGUUACCCCUUGUUUAGCCCUGUUACCCCUGUUCCACCUGGUUUAGCCCUGUUCCCCCUGGUUUAGCCCUGUUCCCCCUGGUUUAGCCCUGUUUCCCCUGGUUUAGCCCUGUUUCCCCUGGUUUAGCCCUGUUUCCCUGGUUUAGCCCUGUUCCCCCUGGUUUAGCCCUGUUACCCCUGGUUUAGCCCUGUUACCCCUGGUUUAGCCCUGUUACCCCUGGUUUAGCCCUGUUCCCCCGGUUUAGCCCUGUUCCCCCUGGUUUAGCCCUGUUCCCCCCCCUGGUUUAGCCCUGUUACACCCGGUUUAGCCCUGUUACACCCGGUUUAGCCCUGUUACCCCUGGUUUAGCCCUGUUCUCCCUGGUUUAGCCCUGUUCCCCCUGGUUUAGCCCUGUUCCCCCUGGUUCAGCCCUGUUACACCCGGCUAAUGCAGGGCCAAACUCAAUACGACAACGUUACAAAACGUUGAUACAUUUCUGUCUGCAAACUUUGUGUCUGCAACAAUACACCCGUGGGCCACGUUCAUUAGGAAAAACGUUACGGAGCAAAUAGAAAUGUCAUGAAUAGAGCUGAUGAUGUGAUUCUGUAUUGUACAUGUCCGAGGAAUGUGUGUUCUAUGUCAUAUACACUAAAUAGCCAAAAGUAUGUGGACACCCAUUUAAUUUAGUGGAUUCAGCUAUUUCAGCACACACCCGUUGCUGACAAGGGGAAUAACUUUUCGGCCCUGCUAGAGCUGUUAGCUGUAAGUGCUGUUAUUGUGAAGAGGAAACGUCUAGGAGCAACAAUGUCUCGGCCGCAAAGUGGUAAGCCACACAAGCUCACAGAACGGGACAGCAGAGUGCUGAAGAGCAUAGCCCGUAGAAAUCGUCUGUCCUCGGUUGUAACACUCACUACAGAGUUCCAAACUGCCUCUGGAAGCAACGUCAGCACAAUAACUGUUUGUCGGGAGUUCAUGAAAUGGGUUUCCAUGGCAGAGCAGCUGUACACAAGCGUAAGAUCACUGUGCGCAAUGCCAAGCAUCGGCUGAAGUGGUGUAAAACUCAACGCCAUUGUCUCUGGAACAGUGGAAACGCCUUCUCUGGAGUGAUAAAUCCCGCUUCACCAUCUGGCAGUCCGACUGAUGAAUCUGGGUUAGAAGGAUGCCAAGAGAACGCUACCUGCCAAAAAUGUAUAGUUCCAACUGUAAAGUUUGGAGGCGGUAUAAUGGUCUGGGGCUGUUUUUCAUUGUUCGGGCUAGGCCCCUUAGUUCCAGUGAAGGGAAA
Oncorhynchus tshawytscha (Chinook salmon) is the source of this 4520-nucleotide messenger RNA. Its product is annotated as laminin subunit alpha-5-like. The transcript is spliced from 20 exons. Bases 1 to 2487 code for a protein of 828 amino acids. NCBI's taxonomy places the organism in Eukaryota, Metazoa, Chordata, Actinopteri, Salmoniformes, Salmonidae. The record is from RefSeq and is a predicted model, not a curated record.